Musa acuminata AAA Group (dessert banana) is the source of this 973-nucleotide messenger RNA. RefSeq lists its product as uncharacterized. Lineage: Eukaryota; Viridiplantae; Streptophyta; Magnoliopsida; Zingiberales; Musaceae. The record is from RefSeq and is a predicted model, not a curated record. The transcript is spliced from 3 exons. Bases 61 to 813 code for a protein of 250 amino acids.
GACUCGAAUACUCCUCCCUUUCGGAGUCGCAGAGCCGCCCCCUUUGCAGCACCCAAUUCCAUGGUGAUCGCGUCGGGAGAAGAGGAGGACCGCCUCGACGAAACGUUGGAGCCGCGGAAGGAGGAGCGCCGCUUCGGUUCUUCGCGUCCGCCAAAGCAGCCGCCCCCGCCGCGACUCUCCCGGUCGAGACUGCAUAACUUCACCUUCCCCACCGGCAGCUGGGGUUCCCAUCGCAUCCUCCGCUGCUGUAACCUCCCGCCCGGCGACGCAUCCGGAUCGGUGAAUCCCGCGGCGGUAAGCCGGCCGCCAUCCCCUUCGGAGAUAUUCACCUCCCCGCCGAAGCGGUCCACUGGUUUCAAGGGCUCCAAGGACGGAAAGGGGGGAGGAUGGGAGGAAUCGGAGGCGGAGAGAUCUAUUUCUGCGGCUGUGGCGGCGGCGGAGGCGGCGGGAGCCGCGAGGCCUUGGAAUCUGAGGACCCGGAGGGCGGCCUGUAAUGCGCCGUCCGAGAACGGGCAGUACCAGCACCCUCUCUCGGCUUUCCGGUCUCCGUCGCCUUUGGCCGCCGAGAAAAACUGCCCGGUGACGGAGAUGAUGAAGAGGAGAUCAGAUGGUUCGGAGAAGCGGGAACGCCGGAAAUUCUCGAUCUCGCUGUCGCGCGAGGAGAUUGAACAUGACUUUUGGGUUAUGAAGGGGACGAAGCCCCCUCGGAGGCCAAAGAAGAGGCCUAGAAUCGUCCAGCGACAGCUCGAUUCGCUUUUCCCUGGUUUAUGGUUAUCGGAGGUGACUCCAGAAACGUACAAAGUUGAUGAUUAAGAAGUUUAGGAGUUUGCAGAGGAAGGGAGCAUUAAUGGUGUUUAGAUGCUGAUUAUUGCUGUAAUCCUGUAACGUGGUUAGUUUAAUUUCCUAGAAUUUCCUAUUCAUCUGUAAAAUGAAGUUUGAAUAUAAGUAAUAAAAGUUUGUGUUAUCUCUUCUU